Molecule: messenger RNA, 1476 nt
Organism: Oldenlandia corymbosa var. corymbosa
Lineage: Eukaryota; Viridiplantae; Streptophyta; Magnoliopsida; Gentianales; Rubiaceae
Source: the annotation of a GenBank genome assembly
AUGUCAACCCAUAGCCCAUCUACUGCCAAUAACAAAGCCAACGCUCAAGGGAAACAGGCCGAAGAUCAGCGGCCUCCGACUAACCCAUUUGCGCCGCUGGCUGAUAUGGAACAAGAAUCAACAAUUACUGGACCAAAAUGGAAGGAAAAAGCCCAGAAUCACCAAAAGAGAAGAAACAAGGCCUAUCCACUAGAGCAUCAAAGAGCACCAUCGGAGAAUAUAGAGGCGAACACUCAACCACCAGCAGCUGGAAAGCCUCCUCAACCCAUGCACCAUUUUCACCUCAAUUCGAGAGUGAAGAUUCAACUACGAAAGGAGAACAAACCGCCUGGACAAGUGGAUGAAACAGAAGAUACAACUAAUCCAGACGGUGAUGAUAUGGUUGAAGACCAACGAGGAGUGGCCGGAGACGACCACUGGUCAACUACCGACUUGGAACAACUGUCGGACGCCGGUUCUUUAUCGGAACCAUGGAUUGUGUUUGACUUUAAUGCUUUUACCAAAGAAGCUAAUAAAGUCGAUGGUAGAAUGUCUAAAGGGUGUGGAAAAUUCUGUGAACGGAUAGAGAGGAUGGAAAUGAUCAACUUGGGUUUUGAAGGAUCUCGGUUUACAUGGAAAGGCGGACUUUUUCAUGAACGGAUUGAUAGGGCUCUAGUCAAUGACAAAUGGAGGGAUUUCUUUGUUGAUACUACUGUUAAACAUUUACCCAGAGCGGCAUCAGACCACUCUCCCCUUCUCAUUGGUUUCAAAUGGAAAAACGACACUCCGCCUGGAACGAAAAUCUUCAGGAUAUCUCUAGAACUAAAGCAACGGCCUUAUGGAGAUAGAUUGCUAAAUUGUGGCCUUAAGUCCUUAAAGGUCAUGUCGUCGAACAAUGCUGGUUCUCGACUGUAUGGUGACAAAGACCCCUUUCCUACUGUGAAUUCAGAUGAAGAAGAGUCAACUACGGUAGCUGCUGGAGCCAAGAAGAAAAAGAAGAGACUCAUGAAGAUCUCUGAGAAGGAGAAAAAAAAGAAGGCAGAUGUGCUCUCCUCGAAGAUGUUAUCUUCAGGUGGCAUGGCAUCAGCUAUCAAGGAGGUCAAUCUGUCGGCCAUAGAGUACGGGGCUCACAGAGUAGCUGUUGCAGGCCUUAAGAGGCUUAGCGGAGAUAGACCCAUCAAGGCCAAAUGGUUCAAACAAUUCUUGAAAGAGAGCCCUAAGAAAACCAUGUAUGAGGCCUUGGUAAAGGUCCUCAAGAAGCUUAGCAGUGAGCAGCUGCCUUUAUGGGAAGCUCUGUGCGACGCCCUCGUUAAGAUGGGUACUCCUGAAGAUAUGGCUGUGUUUCCCGGUGAUCCCGCCAUAGUCUUGUCCAAGGGUCUAAGCGAUGAGGAGCCGAUUCCUGAGGUGCUGGAUGAAUAUAUCGGCAUCGAGCUCGAGGAAAAAGAUGAUGAAGCUUUGGGGGAAGACGUGUCUGACACUGGCAACUCUGGAGCGUAG